Anthonomus grandis grandis is the source of this 1372-nucleotide messenger RNA. RefSeq names its product odorant receptor Or2-like. Bases 98 to 1255 code for a protein of 385 amino acids. Gene Ontology annotation, biological process: sensory perception of smell; detection of chemical stimulus involved in sensory perception of smell. The record is from RefSeq and is a predicted model, not a curated record. Gene Ontology annotation, molecular function: odorant binding; olfactory receptor activity. Gene Ontology annotation, cellular component: plasma membrane. The transcript is spliced from 8 exons. NCBI's taxonomy places the organism in Eukaryota, Metazoa, Arthropoda, Insecta, Coleoptera, Curculionidae.
GCAUUGCAAAUUUUAGCCAGUGAGAUGCUAAAGGUCGACUUUAUCAAUAUUUGACUUUGACGCCAUCCAGGUACAACUUAAUACAGAUUUUAAGCGCAUGAAAACCAGCAAAGACUUGUUUCUAAUUCCCAAAUUGCUGAUGAUAACGGCCGGCACGUGGGAACUGGAAUUAGUGGGAUCCUCAGAGUUAAAAAAGAAAUUUUACAAAGUUUACUCGAUAAUUAUGUUCGUAGCCUACCAUACGAGCCACGUCUCAUUUUCCAUCAAGUUUAUUGAGCUUUUAGGCGGGGACUCUAUCGAAAAAGUGGUUGAAUCGGCCUCCAUGAUAAUAAUCGUAUUUCUGCUAGCAAUAAAGAUGGCGCUGUGUCGCAGAAAACAAAUGACAGAAGUCCUCGAUAAUGCCAUCAAGAAGAAAAACACUUUACUAAAUGAUGAAAAUGGUUUUUCGCAAAAAAUUUAUUCGGGAUAUUUUCGGUACGCUUUGAUCAUCAAUAUAUCCUUAACCGCUUGGUCCUUCUUUGUGGGCUUAUUCUUGACUGUUGGUGGGUCCUUCGACUAUUUUAAACCAUCGAAGGAUUUAACUUUGAAUUAUACCGUGAAGGAGUUGAAGCCUUUACACGUACUACUAUGGUAUCCGUUCGAUCAAGAGGAAUAUUACGGUUUGGUGAUAUUUUACGAGUUUUUUUCGAUACUGUUUUCGGAUUUGUACAAUAGCUGUCUACAGUCUCUGUUGAAUACUAUGAUGAUUCAAAUAGCUGCUGACUUAAAGAUUUUACAGUACAAUUUUAGGAGCGUUGGGAGUGGUAAGGAGACGGCUUAUGAGGAUUUUAAGAGGUGUGCUAAGAGGUACCAGGAAGUUAUUGUGCAUACAACCGAGCUAAACAAGGCCCUAAGAUACACCUUACUGAUCGAAUACGUGGUAUCUUCGAUCAUGCUUGCCUCGAUUUUAGUACAAAUCUUAAGUGGCAAAAAGGCGAUAUUUAACACAUUUUACUUUGGGAUUUUGGCGUUUCAAUGGUGUCUCCUGGCCUGGAACGCCAACGAGAUCAAACAACAGAGCGAAAAACUCGCAAUGUCAAUCUACGAAAGCAACUGGUACGAACACACCAAACCGACCAAUCAAUUGGCCUUCAUCACCGUUUUAAGGACGAGACGCCCCUUGUACUUAACCAUCGGCCCUUUCGGAGAAAUGUCCAUUAAUACCGCCAUUUCUACCCUGAAGCUGGCUUACUCAUACGUGUCCAUUAUGUCUUAGUUCAGGACGUUCCUCGCACGACACCACCAUUAGCAGUAAUUUGAGUCUUAAAUUCAUUAUUGGUUUAUUUUUAUAGCAUAUUAAAUUUCUUGUAAUAAUAUUGAAGUUUGCAGAUGA